AUGUCAUCUCCUCGGCGUGCUCGUUACGCACGUCAAUCCAAACGAGAGGACCCUGACAUGACCAGUUAUUGGCAGGAGUGCCCCAUAACUAUUCUAUCGGCCUAUCCAAUGGGCCUUAAAUGUACCGUCAUUGAAUUGAGGCGACUCAACGAUAAUGAUAUUCAGCCUCAGUGCCCAGCCUGCAAAUCAGUCUUCUCAACCAAGGCUCCAGAGUAUGACACCACACUACUCCAAGCCAGCCAAGGCUUAGAAGGCUUGGAGCAAAGAAGGGCAGCGCUGUUGGUGCUUUUAAACCAAGGCGGUUUCCCCCCGGUCUUACUGCUUGGUGAGGACGGGAAUAUUAUUGAUGCAAUGAAGAUACUUGGUCUAAAACACAACACCAAGGAUGCGAAGAAUAAGAAGCAGAAGAGUCCUACUGCUCCUGCUGAGGAUGCAUGUAGGGCAGCAGCUACUCCUGAUUCACCAGGCAAGGAAGCCAAGGCGGCUACUCAUGCAGCUGCUCAGAAGCCUGCAUCUUCUUGA
Messenger RNA from Lobosporangium transversale, 522 nucleotides. RefSeq lists its product as hypothetical. The record is from RefSeq and is a predicted model, not a curated record. The transcript is spliced from 3 exons. Lineage: Eukaryota; Fungi; Mortierellomycota; Mortierellomycetes; Mortierellales; Mortierellaceae. The coding region runs from base 1 to 522 and encodes 173 amino acids.